Messenger RNA from Lutzomyia longipalpis, 1219 nucleotides. It is a transcript of the gene isoQC, whose product is annotated as glutaminyl-peptide cyclotransferase. The transcript has 2 exons. NCBI's taxonomy places the organism in Eukaryota, Metazoa, Arthropoda, Insecta, Diptera, Psychodidae. Gene Ontology annotation, molecular function: zinc ion binding; glutaminyl-peptide cyclotransferase activity. The record is from RefSeq and is a predicted model, not a curated record. Bases 157 to 1152 code for a protein of 331 amino acids.
GUCUUUGGGUUAUCCUCUCGUCUUUCAAGUUCUCUCUGUGAUGUUGAUCGUUUUGUGUGAGAAAUAAAAAUACCCAUGUUUUUAGAUAAAUAUUUAGUCAUUAGCAAGUAAAUUGCGACUCCAGUGCAACGUUAGGUGCUGCGUAAACCUCUCACUAUGGAGGUGUCGUUUUUCUUUGCGGCUCUGUUACUUUGUGGGACGUUUUUUGUUGAGACUACUUCCCGAGAGCCGAAGCAAUUGGAAGAUCAUGAUUUACAUCGGAUACUGAAGAGUAGCGAUACGGAGCAUUUUAGCCGUAUCCUGGGAGAGAUUUGCAUUCCAAGGGUUGUGGGAACUUCCGGGCACGAGAAGGUGCGGAAUUUUAUUAUUGAGGAGCUUCAGGCAUUGGGAUGGAAUGUGAUGUUGGAUUCAUUUGAGGACCAGACACCCAAUAUGGGUGUCCUGACAUUCCACAAUAUCAUUGCGACGCCGCACAAUGCGUCCAAAUAUCUAGUCCUUGCUGCCCACUAUGACAGCAAAUAUUUCAAGGAUAUCGAGUUCCUGGGUGCCACGGACUCAGCUGUGCCAUGUGCAAUGAUUCUCAAUUUAGCGCAUACGCUACAGAGGGAACUGAAGGAGGUCCCAAGCUCCGGAUUGGGGCUCAUGGUGGUCUUCUUCGAUGGGGAGGAGGCUUUUGAGAAUUGGUCAGACACCGACUCAAUCUACGGUGCUCGACAUCUCGCCAAGCGAUGGGAAGCUGAGGGAUUCCUCAAGCGUAUUGAAUAUUUGGUGCUGCUGGAUCUUCUUGGGGCUCCUGAUCCUAAUUUCUACAGCUACUUCACAACCACUGAACAGACUUACAACCACCUGAUGCUCGGUGAGCGACGCCUUUUGCGCACCGGAAUGCUCGACAACUACAGCUACAGCUCCGUGGCUGAUCGGAAACCCACAACUUACUUCCAGCCCUACACCUGGGCAGCUGGCAUUGAGGACGAUCACAUUCCCUUCCUCCGUCGUGGUGUCCCCAUUAUCCAUAUCAUCCCAAGCCCCUUCCCACACUUCUGGCACAAAGCCACUGACGAUCUCAACGCCGUUGAUCUCGUGGCAACGGAGAACCUCACCAGGAUCCUUCGACUCUUCCUUGUGGAGCAACUCCAUCUGAAAUUGAUGUAAAUUCCUCCUCUCUAGAGCAUUUUGAGGGAGUAAUUAAAGACAGGGUCGGUUAAUUUGUUGACUGUGA